ACUCUCAUAUUUGCACCCUAUUCCGAAUCGGAUGCAAGGACCCCCGUAUCCUUUUGACGUUCAUAAGGCGGCGCACGAUCUAAAGACCGAAAUAUUGAACGGCUCACACAAAAAAAGAGCGGGUAUAUACAUAUAUCAUUGUAUCAUGACAAGACCACUGCUUUGAUACAUUAUCCCUCCGCGUCCAUCGCCUCGGAUAGGUCAUGUGGAGGGGUACGCAGCAUUUCAAGAUCAGUCCUCUUGCCCCGUAUGCAUCUCGGCUGUUGAAUGUUGCGUCUAUCGGUAUUACUGUUUUGAUAGGAAUGCCGUGCAAGGUAACCUGUCGUAGCCCGUCCUACGUCGGACAUGAAAUGUAGGGAUGCAUCGUUGUCUGAGGCAUGCUGUGGACUGCAAUAUAAAAGCGAGAGGAAAGUGUUAGAUUUCCACUCAAUUCUAUGAUCGUGUCUGUUGCGGUAAUGGCUGGCGUAGCCACCGCGUACAACCCUAUCGGCGAGUCUUGCGACACCCCAGGUGGUUAUGGGUGCUCACAGGAUGCGAGUGUUAACGGCGGGAACGCGUUCAUCUACGAAUGUGCAUCGACAGAUGAGUUCGUAUAUGUUGCAGGCUGCGGUUGCCCCACUUGCUGUGAAGCGACGACCAGCGGUGCAUACUGCACGUAAAAGCAAGAGAGGUUGUGCGUGGAAUAAUACAUGAGAGAGAUAGUGCUAGAGUCUGGUCAAUAGAUACGUCGGGUCUGAAACCAAGUGCUGUGUAAUGUCGUGAUUUAAGGCGUGAUUUCCAGUGGAAUUGUCGCCGAUCCCAAUUCGUCGUUCCUAAAUGGGCGGUCAAGGAUACUCACUGAAGUGCAUGAGAAGGCGUUGUCAAUCUGCCGUAACAGUGUUCAGCGCGGAUGCCAAAGAAUAAACGAGCC
Molecule: messenger RNA, 910 nt
Organism: Suillus subaureus
Lineage: Eukaryota; Fungi; Basidiomycota; Agaricomycetes; Boletales; Suillaceae
Exons: 4
Coding region: 435-659 (74 amino acids)
Source: RefSeq, a predicted model, not a curated record